This is a messenger RNA of Aphanomyces astaci, 318 nucleotides long. RefSeq names its product ribosomal protein L33. The transcript is spliced from 4 exons. Gene Ontology annotation, cellular component: large ribosomal subunit; ribosome. NCBI's taxonomy places the organism in Eukaryota, Oomycota, Saprolegniomycetes, Saprolegniales, Verrucalvaceae. Bases 40 to 219 code for a protein of 59 amino acids. Gene Ontology annotation, molecular function: structural constituent of ribosome. Gene Ontology annotation, biological process: translation. The record is from RefSeq and is a predicted model, not a curated record.
UGCCAGAACCGUUGGCUCAUUUCGCUCACCAACACCACCAUGGCGAAGGGAAAGGCCAAGUCCGUGAUCGUCAAGCUGCUCAGCGCUGCUAACACUGGAUUCUUCUACACAACCCGCAAGAACCCUCGCAACGUGCAAAAGAAGCUCGCCCUCCGCAAGUACGACCCUAUUGUCCGAGAGCAUGUGUUGUUCAACGAAGCCAAGCUCAAGAAGGGCUAAGUGCUGACCGCCCUCGAUUCGAGGCCGUAGAAUUAAGAUGAAGAAAGCCAACAAGUCCGAACAUUGUACUUCUUCUGCGGGUUUCAAUACGUAUACCGC